Messenger RNA from Fusarium venenatum, 1314 nucleotides. Its product is annotated as Metallo-dependent phosphatase-like protein. Gene Ontology annotation, molecular function: hydrolase activity, acting on ester bonds. The record is from RefSeq and is a predicted model, not a curated record. Gene Ontology annotation, cellular component: cytoplasm. NCBI's taxonomy places the organism in Eukaryota, Fungi, Ascomycota, Sordariomycetes, Hypocreales, Nectriaceae.
AUGUUGCGAAGUCUUGCUCUCGCAAGCAUCCUUGCUGGACAAAGGCUACAUGCUACAGCACAACGUGAUGAUGUGGACAACAGUAACCUGGACCCUCUACGUUUUAACGAAGAUGGCACAUUCCAAAUAUGCGUCUUCUCAGACCUUCACUUUGCAGAAGAUGCUUCCUCAAUAGGACCAGAGAAAGACGCCAGGUCUGCACAAGUCAUGGCCGAUGUCAUCGAUGCCGAAUCACCAGACUUGGUCGUUCUAAACGGCGACCUUAUCAACGGAGAAUCGACGUACUCUCACAACAGUACACAUUACAUAGAUCAGAUCGUCGCUCCAAUGGUUGAUCGAAAUCUAACAUGGGCUUCAACAUACGGCAACCAUGAUCAUAAUCGUAACAUCAACGGCACCGGAAUGUUGGAGCGCGAACAUAUGUGGCCCGGAUCAAGAACAGAUUCUAUGGUUCCUGGAAGCGAUGCUGGAACAACCAACUAUUACCUUCCAGUCUAUGGAUCAGACUGCAGCUCAAACUGCACACCUGAACUUAUCCUCUGGUUCUUUGAUAGUCGCGGUGGCUUUUACUACCAAAGUAGCGCCCAGCCCAACUGGGUCCACAAGAGUGUGGUGGAAUGGUUCAACGAGACCAAUGCUGAUCUGGUUGAGGAGUAUGGCAAGGAGAUUCCAUCAUUGGCAUUCACGCACAUUCCUGUUUAUGCCUCACUUCAACUCCAGAAGGAAUCUGGUGUCGACAAGAACAACCAUCCUGGAAUCAACGAUGAAACCGUUAUCCAACAAGGUGACGGAUGGUGCGGCGACGAGAAAGGAGGGUGCUCAUAUGGAGAACAAGACAUACCGCUGAUGCAAGCUUUGAUCUCGACACCUGGUGUCAUUGGUCUCUUUUCCGGACAUGACCAUGCAAACUCUUGGUGCUACAAGUGGGAUUCCAAAGUUGGCGAUAUGGAACUUGAAGGAAACGGCAUUAAUCUUUGUUACGGCCAGCACACCGGCUACGGCGGUUAUGGCGACUGGAUUCGAGGUGGACGACAAAUUGUUGUGACCCAAGAGGGCCUCAAGAAUAACGAAGUCGAUUCGCACAUUCGCCUUGAGUCAAAGGAUGUUGUGGGAAGAAUUUCGCUCAACUCGACAUACAACACUGACUCGUAUGAGGCUACGCCAAAUCAGAAGACAUUCUUAAGCGAUGCGAGCUCUUCUAAUCCGUCUCCUUCACAGCGCCCUGAAUCAUUGGCCGCGCAUUUGGGACUGAAAACUACUUUCAAUUCGCCUUUGGUCGUUUUUGCUGGAGUUCUUGCAUGGGUUAUGCUUUAG